Messenger RNA from Talaromyces stipitatus ATCC 10500, 1862 nucleotides. RefSeq lists its product as uncharacterized. The record is from RefSeq and is a predicted model, not a curated record. The transcript has 2 exons. The coding region runs from base 509 to 1558 and encodes 349 amino acids. Lineage: Eukaryota; Fungi; Ascomycota; Eurotiomycetes; Eurotiales; Trichocomaceae.
UUAUCAAUAAGCCAUGCUAGCUAUUUCUGCCCCACUAGAUUUCGAGGAUUAGGUAAGCUAAACCUAAUCAAGGAAAGCCUACAACAUUGAUACAAGGAAAAUUCGAGAACUGAAGACACAAGAUUGAGCCUACGAAUCAAUUUUACAGCUCUAUAUCGAGAAUCUUCUAUUGAGAUUGUGUGAAUAUUGUCUGUAUAGGAUUCUCAAGUAUAAAUAGUGUCCAAAAUCCCAUCAAGAUGUAGAUAGGAGCAUGCAUAGAAUUAGGUCAAUAUCAAUAUUUCCCACUAUAAGGCGUCCUUGGGUGUUGAGCUUAACUGAGUUCGUGCUAGUACAUAGCAAAUUUCGAUACUAGAUAAUGAUCACGUGUUAACACAACAAACUGCAACUAUGAUUAGUUGAACCAAAUAAUAAUCAACCUCGCUAUGUAUGAGACUGCCAUAACUACACAAAAAUUGAACAGCAAAGGUUUCAUUAUUAUGAACACCCCUACCUAUCUCGGUGUGCAAUAAUGGAUCAACCAACUAAGAAUAAAAACCACGUGAUAGAUCCAGAUGGAGAAGUGAUGUUUCUCCUGGGCAAUGCGAAUGCUCCAUUCGCCGUCUGGGACGAGAAGAAGAUCGGCAAACCGACUCCCAAGAAAGCUGUCAAAAAGCCUCCGAAGAAGAAGGCCAAGUUGGAUAGUGCAAAGGUGUCUGCUAAACAUCUAAUGUUAGCGUCGCCAGUACUGAAAAAGACCCUUUCGGGUGGAUGGAAGGAAAGCGAAAUUUUCGCUAAGAAGGGUUCAAUAGAUCUCGUCGUGGAGGACUGGGAUCUAGAUGCAUUUUUACUCUUUCUGCGAAUCCUUCAUUGCCAACAUCACGAUUUGCCCAGCAGCGUUACUCUGGAAAUGCUGGCAAAGAUUGCAGUGAUGGCUGAUUACUAUGCGUGCAAGAAUACAGUCGCAUUUUUUGCGAAUUUAUGGAUUGAGAAAUUGGAACCAGCCUUUCCCACGGAGUAUUCACGUGAUUUGAUGCUGUGGCUGUUUGUAUCGUGUUUUUUUGACAAACGAGAACUGUUCGCGAAAUCGGCCUCCAUUGCUAUGACAAAAUGUAAUGCUCCAAUAACAAAUUUGGGUCUUCCAAUCCCUAUCAAUGUGCUCAGUAAGUCCUUUUCCGACGUUUUGGCAUCGUCCUUUAUUGACAUCCUCUACCAAGACAGGAUAAAUAUCGACAGAGAGUGGUACAUACAGCACGUUAUGAAACGUUUGAAAGAACAGCGUGACUUGUAUCUAAGUAAAGACUGGUCUUGCUCAUUGGAUUGCUGCUCAAUGUUAUUAGGCGCAUUAGAAAAACAGAUGCAUUUGAACGGCCUCUCUUUACCUGGACCCCAGCCUCCGUUCUACGGAAUAAGUUACGAGACACUUGUCACCGCGGUUCAUUCUUUCACUAUUCCUAGGUGGGCACCAAUAUCAGAUCUUACGGGUAGGUAUAAUACCGAGCAUUAUUGUGAAGAGACACGUCGGGGAUACAACCUCUUGGAAUUCAAGACUGUUUGCGAGAGUUUAUUACGAAAUUGGUGACGACAUCUAAGAUUAGUGAUGCCUUGUAAGUAAAAUGCUUACAUUGAUAGUGCAUAAGUCAGUUACUUGGUUCAGAACGAAGAAAUGGCUAUUUAUUACGUGGGUCCCCGGUAGACGCGACCUAUUUGCGGAGGCGAGUUCCAUCGCUGUAAAUCAAAGUAGGUCUCCAAUAAGAAAUUUUUGGGCUACCGAUACCUCCUGUGAUGCUUGGUAGGUGGUCACAAAUCUUAGCCACUUAUAUUCUGGUAUAACGGAACGCAGACUGAACAAUCUUUGCCAGACGCGCUCAACCGGAAGAGAGAGG